Molecule: messenger RNA, 1751 nt
Organism: Cotesia glomerata
Lineage: Eukaryota; Metazoa; Arthropoda; Insecta; Hymenoptera; Braconidae
Product: putative gustatory receptor 28b
Exons: 4
Coding region: 444-1727 (427 amino acids)
Biological process (GO): sensory perception of taste
Cellular component (GO): axon; dendrite; membrane
Source: RefSeq, a predicted model, not a curated record
CUAGUUAAUUUUUGUAGUAUGAGUUUAAUUUGGCAAUGAGCAUUUUAACCAUUUUUAUAAUUUAUUGCUUAAAAAAAAAAAAAGAUAAUGUUGUUUAUGCAUAAAUAUUAUUGAGUGCCCUUCACUGAAUAUACAUGCGUGUCUUUAAAUAAAAAUUAACACAUUUAAUCAUAAAUGACAAGGUUAAAUAAAUUGAAUAAGUUACCUGCACAUCAAUAUUAAUAAAUUAUUCAAAAAAUGAAAAAUACAAGAGAGUUAUUAUAUCUGAAAUCAACUAAUUAUUGUCCACUUUACUCAUAUCUUUCAUCUUUACUAAAAGCUGUCGUAAAUCUGUGUAUGUCGUUUUACAACUCAUUGUAGUAUUAAUCAGUCUUAAUUGUACUUCUGCAAAGCAAACACACAAGAAUAACUAUUUUUGACGAAUAAAGUCUACGCGUCAAAUAAUGAAACCAGCAAGAUUCACCAACCAAAAUAAAAAAAAGUUCGAUUUUAACCAAUGGAAUUCCAUUUGUUCCCGAUAUUUUAUGUGUAUUCAAUAUAUUUGUUUUAAAAUACUCGGAUUAGCACCAUGGACCUUAAACAUGUCGAAAGUAUUAAAAAAGAAUCAAAAGGCUCGUUUUUGUGGUCGUAAUAUUUGCAGUUAUUCAUGUAUUGGAUCAUGUUACAACAUUAUAUUGGUCAUUAUCUGUUUUGCAUUGAACUGCGACUUUCUUUUCAAGAAAACAUCUACUCUAUUGGAUUUUGACUCGCAAAUGUCAGCAUUAGUACUAACCCGAUAUGUUCUAAUUUUUUCAGCACUGAUUAUCAGUUUAAAUAAUAUUGUUUUGACAAUAUAUCAAAAAUCCCUUAUAAAGAUAAUAAAUAAAUUUGAAAAUAUGAAUAAGAAAUUGAGAUUACUGAAUGGCUAUAGUCAUAGCUAUGAACCAGAAUUUGAUUUUACAAUGUAUUUUCUGUUUAUUUUUAAUUUUUUUGUUCUUGGAAUCAGCAAAGAAAUCCAAACAAUAAAUAAUUUUCAAUUGAUAGUGAUGAUAAUAAAUCAAAUAGUUGUUGACUUUAUUACAAGUGGUGUCAUAAUGCAACACACGAUAUUUUUGACUAUGAUCAUUAAACGAUUGGAGAAAAUUAAUUCAGCUCUUUCAAAACUUCUCGGUGCAAAAAUUAUUGGAAAUCAAGCGCACGCACUAUCUACAAUAUCAACAAUACAAUCAUCAAUAUUUUCUGAUGUAAUUCUUAGUGAUUUAAACAAUAUAAUAUCUGCAUACAUUGACUUGUGUGAAAUAUGCGAGAAUCUUCAAGAUAUUUAUGGAUUCCCUAUUUUGAUCAGCACUGUAACUCUCAGUAUCAGAAAUACAUUUUAUAUGUACCUUUUGUUUCUACAUUAUUUUGUUGGUUUAUCAUCCAUGAAAUACGGAAUUUAUGAUUUCGUAAUACUUCUAUCAUGGUGCAUCUUCUUACUAAUAAUUUUAACGUCUAGUGUCACGAAAGCGGUAAACCAGAGCAAAAAAAUGGUGAAACUCGUCGAUUUACUUCUGAUACGAUAUUAUGCUGACCAACAACUCAAAGAGAAGUUAACUAAUCUAUCGAGUUUCUUGACCAUCGCAAAGAUCGACUUUACUGCUUGUGAAAUGAUACCACUAAAUCGAACACUUUUAGCGAUGACUGCUUCUACUAUUGCAUCAUACAUUGUUAUAGCUAUACAAUUUAAAAUCAAUUCGACUUCCAAAUAAUUAUUGAUGAAUUUUAUAAAAUUC